AUGCCCGGGACGAAGCACUUCCCCGAAAUUCGCGACAUCUGGACCGUUGCUGUCCCCAGACUUGCGACCAACUAUGACACCCUCCUCAACGCCAUUAUGACGCUCGCUCUGCGGCACAUGCUCUGCACAGGCUUCGAAGAUAUCGCGCCCCGGGACAAAAUCGAACUCCACCACGCGCAGUAUCUCGAAGCGACCUUGCAGGAGUACCGUAGUGGCGUUGGCACCCUGACUCCCGCCGUUGCGGACGCAGCAACCUUCACGUCGAUCGUGCUGUCUCUGCAUGCCUUGGCCAGUCUGCGCGAUCGUGACCUCAGCGAGUACACCGCACCGGUGCAAUGGCUUCAACUAUGCAAAGGCGUCACACACGUGUUCAAGGUGACGCGACUUCUCUUGCAGGGCGACGCCGAGGCCUACAGCAACAAGAUGGUCGCAAUCGGCGGUCCGAUUGUCGAGCCGUCCAACAUCCUGCGUGAGGAGAAUCGCAACCAGUUCCCGAAGCUGCUCGCGCGGCGACCGGAGGAUUCGGACGCGGACGACGCAGCAUAUGUCGAAACAGCCACCUACAUCGGCGCCAUACAAACUGCUAUCCAGGCGAACGACCAUGUCGACUUCAUUACACGUCGCCUCAUCAUUUACCCUUUGCUCAUUCCGCAGCGUUUUGUCGAAUUGGUGAGCGAGCAUCGGCCGCGUGCGCUAGUGAUUCUGGCGCACUUUUUCGCGCUCGCGGCACACUGCCAGACAUCAGCCUGGGUCGGAGACGUUCCCAAGAAGGAGAUUCUUGCAUUGGAACAAUACCUGGGGCCGCAGUACCAGCAGGAGCUUGCGUGGCCUUUGAGCGUUGUAGGACCGCCCAACGGAUGA
Messenger RNA from Cordyceps fumosorosea ARSEF 2679, 861 nucleotides. Its product is annotated as C6 zinc finger domain protein. Gene Ontology annotation, biological process: regulation of transcription by RNA polymerase II. The record is from RefSeq and is a predicted model, not a curated record. Lineage: Eukaryota; Fungi; Ascomycota; Sordariomycetes; Hypocreales; Cordycipitaceae. Gene Ontology annotation, molecular function: DNA-binding transcription activator activity, RNA polymerase II-specific. The transcript has a single exon. The coding region runs from base 1 to 861 and encodes 286 amino acids.